Paramecium pentaurelia is the source of this 2024-nucleotide messenger RNA. The record is from the annotation of a GenBank genome assembly. NCBI's taxonomy places the organism in Eukaryota, Ciliophora, Oligohymenophorea, Peniculida, Parameciidae.
AUGCAUAGAAAACUAUCUAGUUUGUUAUCAUAGACUAGUUGUAAAAAGACUUAGAUAAUGUCUCCAAACUCUAACACUAGCAUGGAUAUCACUUAACUUACUAAUGUAUCAUAAAACUUAUAUUAAUAGUUACAUAUGUAGAUAUUAAAAAUGAUAGAAAAUAAUAGUAAGGAUACAGAUAUUAUGAAAAUUAUGGAUACAAUCAAAAUAUUAUCAAAAGGUUUAGAAAAAGCAUCUUAAAGUGAAUUGGAAUUAGGUUAUAAAGAUCGUUAAUUAUAAAAAGCUUAAUAAUUAUAUAGUGAAUUAGAAUAGAAAUUUUAAGUGUUAAAGACUAAAUAUGAUGAUUUAGAGGGUUAAAAUAAAAAUCUUAAAACCAAAAUUGAUGAAUUAAUGCAUCAAAAUUAAUUAAAUUAUCAUUAAUAUUAAUUACAAACUAAGUUAAGUGGUGAUUUAAAUCAUAAAGUAACUAAUCUAGAAUCAAGAUUAGAAAUAAUAUUAGAAAGUGAUUUCCCUAAUGAAUCUGUUAAUAUAAGAAAAACAUUAACUGAUUUAGUGAAGGAAUGUGAAAGAUAAAAAAGAGAAUUAUAAUUAAAGAAUUAGGAAAUCUCUAGAUUAACUGAAUAAUAUAAAUCAUCUCAAUAAAGAAUAAGUAAACUUAAUUAAAAACUUGAAUUGAUGAAAAAAAAAAUCUCAAUAAGAGAAUUAGAAAACUUGGCUUUGGAUAGAGCUGAAUGGAUAGAAUAAGAUGAUAAACAAAAUGAUCCUACUUAAAUUUUGAUUAGAUAUUAAGCUUGUGAUAAUUUAGAUUUUAGAAUUAAUGCUCUCAAAUUAGAAUUUGCUGAUAUCAUGAAUGAUAUUUAAGAAUAAGGAACCACUGUAUUUACUUAGAAGGUGAUGUAAUCAACUUAAAAAUAAAUUAAGGAAUCCAUUUAAUUAGUAACUUCGUAAUAUCUAUCUUUUAAAGAUUUUUCAGAAAAACUUAAUAUGAUGCUUAAAUAGUUAAUAUCCUUAUAAUUAAUAGAAACUCUAUAAGAGUAGAUGUAAUUCAUUGAAUAUAAUUUUAAACAUGUUUUUAUGUGUUAAAAUACAAGAUUAUGGAUAUUAGAUGCACAAAUGGGAAUUCUUUAUUCUAGUAAUAAUUAAAGAGUAUUAAUUAAUAAAGGAUCUUUUAGUGAAGUAUUGCGAUUUUAAAAGCCUAUACAUAAAAGAGAUUAUAAUCUUUUAUGUGAUAAUACUAAUCAUGUUGCUAUGUAUACAAAUCAAAGUCUUCUUUAUCCAAUUUUCAAUUAAAAUCAAAUAUUAUCAGGUAUUUUAGAAAUAAGUAAUUCUGUAAGUGAUUAUUUUUCUUUUGAUGAAGAAUAUUAUGGUGUAAUAUUAGCUAAGUUUUGUGAAUAAUUGAUAAAAAAUUAAAUAAAAACAAGAUUAUUAUCAGUCACAUUAAAGUUUGAUUCAAUGGUUUAGAAUGCCUUUAAUGAUUUUCUAUUAAGUAAAACACAGUUUGAAUUAUAUAAAUAUAUAAGACAUUGGAUGGAGACAAUAUUAACUGUUUCAAUGAUAGCUUUUUACUUUGUUAAGAAUGAUUAAUUUAUUACUUACAAAACUAUUGGAACUAGUUGGGAUGGUAUGACUCAUAAGAAUGCAAUUACUCAAGGAAGAGUUUUAGAUCAACCUAUUAAUUUAAAUAAAAAAGGAAUUGCAAAAUAAGUAUGUGAUCGUAAGAAAGUAAUUAUAAUUAUAAAAUUAAGGAAUUAAUAGUAAUGAAUAUGAGAAAAUCAAUUGAAUUUGAUGAAACAAUUGAUUUAGAUUCAAUAUUACCAGUUUUAAUACAUCCAAUCAUUUUUGAUAAUAAAGUAAUUGCUGUAUUUGAAGUUCCAAUUAAAUAAAGAAAUUUACUUAAAUAAGAGAAAGAUAAAAUUAUGUUAGGUAGUUCAACUAUUGUUGGAUUGGAUUAAAGUUUUGAGAUGAUGGCAGCUAAAUUAGGAACUACUAUAAUGAAUGCAAUUAAUAUUUUAAAGUUAUAAUGA